Pterocles gutturalis (yellow-throated sandgrouse) is the source of this 1877-nucleotide messenger RNA. RefSeq names its product F-box and leucine-rich repeat protein 5 (gene FBXL5). Gene Ontology annotation, cellular component: SCF ubiquitin ligase complex. Lineage: Eukaryota; Metazoa; Chordata; Aves; Pterocliformes; Pteroclidae. Gene Ontology annotation, molecular function: protein binding. Gene Ontology annotation, biological process: SCF-dependent proteasomal ubiquitin-dependent protein catabolic process. The annotation marks the transcript as partial. The record is from RefSeq and is a predicted model, not a curated record. The transcript has 6 exons.
GUGAUUGGUAUAGUGGUCCUGCAGCAGAUCUUGAGACGGAACCUGAUGAGGAAUGGGUAAAAAACAGGAAAGAUGAAAGUCGUGCUUUCCAGGAAUGGGAUGAAGAUGCUGACAUAGAUGAAUCUGAAGAAGCAGCUGAAGAUUCCCUUGCCAUUAAUAUAGCACAAAUGGAAAAACGUUUACUUCAUGGCUUAAUUCAUAAUCUCCUCCCGCACGUAGGCUCCUCAGUGAAGACGUUUGUAUUGGCCUAUAGUUCUGCAGUGUCUAGCAAAAUGGUUAGACAGAUCUUGGAGCUUUGCCCCAACUUGGAGUAUUUGGAUCUCACUCAAACUGAUAUUUCAGACUGUGCAUUUGAAAGCUGGUCUUCAGUUGGUUGUUGUCAAAAUCUACGCCACCUUGAUCUGUCUGGAUGUGAAAAAAUCACGGAUGUGGCUAUAGAGAGGAUUUCCAGAGCACUGGGUAUCAUAUCGACUCGCCAUACCAGAGGUAUUCUGAAAAGCUGCAGAAACAGGAAUGCUAAGACUUUGUGGAAAAACAGAGAGAUUACUCUGCGGUCCAACAAGAAGUAUAAUUGUUUGCAUGAAAUCAACAAUGAAAACCUCCUUGAGGGAGGAGAUAGUGAGCAGCAUUGGACUAAACCGGACGACUCAGAAAACUUCAGUUCUGCUUAUGUGUGGAUGCUAGAUGCAGAUGAUUUAGCUGACAUUGAAGAUGCUGCGGAGUGGAGACACAGAAACGUUGAAGGGUUUUGUCUUAUGGAACCAACAUCCCAUAUUAAUUGUUCUGCAUCUUGCUACAGUAGAGACAUUUAUGGAUUAAGGACUAGAGGGUGGCAGCAGCACUGUGCUUCUACUGACUUGAUUUACUGCGGUCACUCAUUUUGUUGUGCUGGGUCAGCAGUAAGAACUAUUCGAGCACUUCCAGAGUCCUCUGCACUGUGUAAAAAACCAACAAGGACUAAGCAGUCAGAGAAAAAAGACUCUGUGUACUCUGGGAGUGAAAAAACAGAUGAAGAGACUGCACGAGUUCUUCAAUUUCUCAGUCUGUCUGGAUGUUACCAGAUCACAGACCGUGCUCUCAGGGCAUUGACUCUGGGAGGAGGACUGCCGCAUUUGGAACACCUUAACCUCUCGGGUUGUCUCACUGUAACUGGUGCAGGCCUGCAGGAUUUAGUUUCUGCAUGCCCUUCUCUAAACGAUGAACAUUUUUACUACUGUGACAACAUUAACGGUCCUCAUGCUGAAACCGCCAGUGGAUGCCAGAAUUUGCAGUGUGGUUUUCGGGCCUGCUGCCGCUCUGGCGAAUGACCGCUGACUUCUGAUCUUUCAGUCUACUUCAUUUAGCUGAGCAGGCUUCCUUUCAUGCACUUUACUUACAGUUUGCAUCUUGUGUUAACAAUCCUUGGAGUGAGAUUUGUUAUACUAGCUUGAUCCUGCCCACAACUUCAAAAUCUUAAUUAUGAGUGUACUGUACAGUGUUGUAACAAUCUCACAAAAUCUCAUUUGGUUUGAAAGGUGUUGGGUUUUGUUUUACUUAAUUUGGGGAAGAUGGGAAAACAUUUGUUUUUUCUUAAUGCCACUUUCUUCCAAGUUUGGCACUUAAAUAUACUUUACUGGAUUAUUUUGUGUUAAGUGAAUGUUUUUUUAUUUUGAAUCCGUAAGUACAAUAUAAAGCUCAGCAGAGAAUUUGAAAUGUAUUGUUUGCAUCUGGGUAACAGUUAUACAUCUUUAGGAGCCUUGUUUCUCCCGCUUUCCUCUCAUCCUGAAGUUGUUCUUUAUAUUGCAAAAUUAGGGAAAUUCCCACCUUCCUUUUGCAUUUGGUUUUGUAUUUGGGCUUGAAAGACAUACUCAAAUAAAACAUUCCCACCAAUAAAAAAA